AGAAUUUAAUAAAGACACAAAACACUAGCCAUUUAAACUCCACCACCAAACGCACGCUCUCUCUCAUAAAAACUCUCCUCCACCCUCUCUCUCUCUCUCUCUAUUGCUUUUUUCAUAUUAAAAAAAUAAUAAUAAUAACAAGAAGACGAACCCUCCCCUACGAUUUGCCCAUCAGAUCUUUUCAUCGUUCAUCCUACAGCAGGAGAGGAGCUAAGCCAACCACGCCCAGAGAAAUGGCACAGGAGACCAUCAUCGCCACAUGAACACUCUACUAUUAUAUUCCCUAGCAAUCACCAAACAUAUACUUUACAUUUCUUCACUCCCCAUAAAUGAGGUGUAAGAAGCACCCCUGUGACCCCAGUAGCACCGUCGGUGUCUGUGCCUCCUGUCUCCGGGAACGCCUUCUCGUCCUCAUCGCCGCACAGGCUCGAGUUCAAUACACACAGGACCAUGCUCAAUUGGCCCGCGCCUACUCACGCGCCACCGUAGAUGAUAGUCGGAAAUCAGACGCUCAGCGACCUCCUAUUAUAUUCCCUCGCUCCGUUUCUCCUUACGUUGCUCGACGGAAAUCUGACGACACCUCCUGGUCCCACAACCUCCGCUUCUACAGUACUCCCCAGGUGGGACCCACUUACAGCUCCUCCUCCAUCGCAACCGGCUUCGCCACUUCAGCAACUUGUAAAACUAAGCGCGCCAGAUUCUCCCUUUUGUCGAAUCUAUUCAGGUCUAGAUCCGAGAAAUUUAGUCCAGAUCCUUCUGGUUCCGGUCCUGGGGUUCCUUCUCGGAAUUCGAGCGAGGCAUCAUAUUCUUCGCCGUCCUGGCUAUCAGCGAUAUUUUCCGGUCGCAGGAAAAAGCAAUCUGCGUUAUUCUCUGAGCAAAACUCCGGCGUUGUAGGCCAUAAGCCUCGUCGGAGGAUGGAUCGAGGAAUGUCGCCAGCAAGAGGGGCGGAUUCCGACGACGAUUGUGAGGAUUGCAAUCCGUCUCAGUCUGGCAGUGGGUCCUCUUCUGAGUCAUCGCAGUGGUGGAAAAGGACACCAGUAGCGCCAGCGGCGAUGAGGCGCGGGAAGCCGGGACACUGCAAAAACGUGUCGGGAUUAGCGUUUUGUUUGAGCCCUCUUGUGAGGGCCAGCCCUAACCGGCACUGGAACCAGAAAGGCGGGUUGCCACCCGACAUGGGGUUCUCCGGCGAGGUGAGGGUUCCCGUGAAGCCCCAUCUGUCUGCGGCGGCGUCAUUUUGCGCGAACCGGUCGAGGAAGCUAUGCGAUUUUGGAAGGGCCAAUCACAACCGUUGAGAACGGGUCGGAUCGUUGACAUUUGAUCGCGCUGGUGGUGAUAUUUUUAAAGUACGGUUUUGCCCAUUCUCACUUUCGGUUUUUUUUAGUCAUUAAAUUUUUUUUAACAAAUUAAACCAAAUAUUGAGAGAAAAGGAAAACAAUGAAUAUGGAGAGGGAGAAAAAAAAAAAAAAAAAAGGAAAAAAGCGAAAUGUGGUGUUGGUUUUCUGCGUACAUUGACAUUAGCGAUGUUUGUUAUUGGCAGAAACAAAGGGAAUAUAUCUUUUCUUUUUUUGGUUGUAUAAUUUGUGAAAUAUAUACGUUUGAGGUAAAAACUAUAGUUAUAGUGAAUUUUCCUUUUA
Messenger RNA from Hevea brasiliensis (rubber tree), 1634 nucleotides. RefSeq lists its product as uncharacterized. The record is from RefSeq and is a predicted model, not a curated record. Lineage: Eukaryota; Viridiplantae; Streptophyta; Magnoliopsida; Malpighiales; Euphorbiaceae. Bases 330 to 1292 code for a protein of 320 amino acids. The transcript has a single exon.